AUGCCCGGGGUGAAGCUGACCACCCAGGCCUACUGCAAGAUGGUGCUUCACGGAGCCAAGUACCCGCACUGCGCCGUCAAUGGACUGCUGGUGGCUGAGAAGCAGAAGCCGCGCAAGGAGCACCUGCCCUUCGGCGGCCCGGCCGCCCAACACACACUCUUCGUGGACUGUAUUCCCUUGUUCCAUGGCACCCUGGCCCUCGCCCCAAUGCUGGAGGUGGCGCUCACCCUGAUUGAUUCAUGGUGCAAAGAUAAUAGCUAUGUGAUUGCUGGUUAUUAUCAAGCUAAUGAACGAGUAAAGGAUGCCAGUCCAAACCAGGUUGCGGAGAAAGUGGCCUCCAGAAUUGCCGAGGGCUUCAGCGAUACAGCUCUCAUCAUGGUAGACAACACUAAGUUUACGAUGGACUGCGUGGUACCUACGAUCCAUGUGUACGAACACCAUGAAAACAAAUGGCGGUGCAGAGACCCACACUAUGAUUACUGUGAAGACUGGCCAGAGGCCCAGAGGAUCUCAGCGUCACUCCUGGAUAGCCGGUCCUAUGAAACGCUCGUUGAUUUUGACAACCACCUCGACGACAUUCGGAAUGACUGGACAAAUCCAGAGAUCAAUAAAGCUGUUCUACACCUGUGUUAG
Molecule: messenger RNA, 633 nt
Organism: Pipistrellus nathusii (Nathusius's pipistrelle)
Lineage: Eukaryota; Metazoa; Chordata; Mammalia; Chiroptera; Vespertilionidae
Source: the annotation of a GenBank genome assembly